This is a messenger RNA of Nicotiana attenuata, 834 nucleotides long. RefSeq names its product RING-H2 finger protein ATL81-like. NCBI's taxonomy places the organism in Eukaryota, Viridiplantae, Streptophyta, Magnoliopsida, Solanales, Solanaceae. The transcript is spliced from 3 exons. The coding region runs from base 166 to 657 and encodes 163 amino acids. The record is from RefSeq and is a predicted model, not a curated record.
AAUUCCUAAAUAUUCCUAUUUUUCUGGAAAACUUAUCCUACUAUUAGAUUCCUAAUAUCUUCCAAAGGACAAACCUACAGAAAUUCAAGAGACCAUGUUCUUAUAAAGUUGUAAAUUGACAUUUUUUUUCCUCAAUUUCUCCAAUUAAGAUCACAACCAUAUUAAAUGUCAGGUUUAUUUAUUGGAAUUCUGUGUAUUACAAAAAGGGGUUUUCAGCUCCGAUCAUUCGAUUCAUUUUCCUCUUCUGCUUCUUCCCAGAAAGAACAAAGAAUUAGUAUAGGAAACCAUGGAUACAAGGAUGAGGAGCUAGGUGAAAAAGCUAGAGAAGCCAAGCAAAGAUUGGAUCACAAGCUAAGAAGGACAAGUAAAGAAGAAAGAGUUAAUGAUGUCGAAAACGGGCAACUAGAAUCAAAUACUUUGCAGAAGAAUUCAGAGAUGUUUAGAUUGAAGCAAAAUGGAAUAAAGACAUUUAGCAGGGUAGUAAAGCAAUGGAAGGAUUCAGAAAAGGAUGAAUGCACCAUUUGUUUGGACCAAUUCAAGAUUGGAGAUAACCUAAUGCACUUGCAAUGUGACCACAAGUUCCAUUCAUGUUGUUUGGUUCCAUGGUUAGAGAAUCAUGCCUAUUGCCCUUGUUGCAGAAUGGAGAUUGCCACUUGAAAAAUUGAUUGUGCAGAGUUUGUACAGAUAACAACAAUAACAACAACCCCGUGUAAUCCCAUAAGUGGGGUUUGGGAAGGGUAGUGUGUACGCAGACUUUAACCAAGCAGUAAUGCAAUAUAAUAUAUAUGUGUGUGUGUAUAUAUAUAUAUAUAGGAUCUUGCCUUUUUCUUGGCU